AUGGGAAAAAUUGCGAUUGCAGGUGCCAGUGGCAAACUUGGCUUCGUGACGCUCAAUGCCCUUCUGGAUCACAGCUUGGUGGCUCCAUCAGAUAUCGUAUGCACAACGUCAUCAGAUUCCGGAGCGCAAAAGUUGCAGCCAGCACAGCAGAAAGGCGUUGAAGUCAGAUCAGCCAACUGGGACGAUCAAGCAUCCUUCGUCACGGCCUUUCAAGGCUGCGAAAAGCUCUUCCUCAUAUCCUCAGCCCGAGUCGAAAUGGACUUCAACGAUGCGCCACCGGGCGAAGGGCGCGAGGCCGAUCAUUUUCGAGCCCUUGCUGCUGCAAAGGAGGCUGGUGUCAAGCAUGUCUACUACUCGAGCCUGGCGUUCGCGAAUCCCAGUCUCAGCCGGGUCAUGAAAGCCCACGAGCGAACCGAGCAGUACUUGAAGAAAAGCGGCUUCCAGUGGACGGCCAUCCGAGAAGGCCUGUACAACGAGAGCUGGCCCUUGUACUUUGGACACUACGACGUCUCGAACGAUUCCAGAAGCGAAGUUCCAGUUGGUGGAAACAGCAAGAUCAGCUGGACGAGCAUUCCGGAUCUUGGCCUUGCGACUGCUUUGGUUCUGGCGGCGCCCAGUGAGGAGUGGGCCGGCAAGACGUUCUACCUCUCACAAUCGAAGGCCCAUUCGCUGGAUGAUGUCGCCAAGAUGAUUUCGAGGGCCAAGGGCAAAGAGGUCAAGCUUAAGGUAGUGACCAGGCCUGAGCAUGAAGAGUACUACAUUAAGGACCGCAAGAUGGACGCGCCAUUCAUCAAGUGGUGGAGCAAAACGUACGAUGCUUUGAGGGAGAAUGAGUGUGAGAUCCAUGAUCCAACACUGGAGCAGCCGCUAGCAACCAAGGGCCGGAAACCGAUAUCGAUGGAGGAGACUGUCGAGGAGAUGGUGGAAGCUGAGCGAGCGGUGCGCGAUGGAGCGGUCAGUCCGUUUGCCUGA
Zasmidium cellare ATCC 36951 is the source of this 972-nucleotide messenger RNA. RefSeq lists its product as uncharacterized. Bases 1 to 972 code for a protein of 323 amino acids. Lineage: Eukaryota; Fungi; Ascomycota; Dothideomycetes; Mycosphaerellales; Mycosphaerellaceae. The record is from RefSeq and is a predicted model, not a curated record. The transcript has a single exon.